AUUACCAUUAGGGAUUUCAUGUCAGCUCGAACUUUGAUUUUAAAGCAAUGGACCCGUCAUCCGGUUUCGAGCGUAAUUGAAUAGUCCUACUUCCAAGUUCUUUCCUAAAAUCGUCUUUGGUCUUCUCUUCUUUGGGGUGACUCCUACUUCGACAUGAAUCAUCUUCAGCUUUGAAUAGGAUAUCAAUUCCAAGGUGUAACGGUUUACUCUCUGGAGAUCAUAUUGCAUGCUUGUCCGACAAGCCAUUUUUCCCAAGGCGAAAUCCUUCUCGCGACACGCUGGGAAACGAUACGCCUCUUUGUUACUCAUUUCCAGUAUCAUUCUGUCAAGGGACAUCUCUGAUAGAAAAUCUGGCCCAAGGCUUUAUCCGACUCGCACUCCUAAGCUUUCAUCAUUCACGCGGAUCCUGAAAGUAAUGAGAGCAGACAUCUUACUAGAUGCUAGGCCCUGGACCAUUGAACUUGACCCCGAUCAAUAUCCCGAACCGAGGCCUUCGCGGCUCUCACUGCCGGAAGAACCGCAACCUGAACGAGAACCUUCCUGGAUGCUAUGUCUCCGGAUCGAAGGAGCAAUGGUCAUUAAUCUUCUAAGUCGUUCGUUGGUCAACGGUCGAAGGGGUGCCACUUCAUCGACUGUAUUGUGUUCGGAGAAUGUUUACGUGUAUGUCAGUGACAUAAAAGAACUAGCGUAUUAGAAGGAUCUGAAGGUGGUCACGUAGAGUUCGCCAUUUCUGCUACGAUGUAUUGCGUUCUGAGAUGCUCCACUGAGGGUUUCCGAACCGUUAAUUCAUGCACAAAUCACAAUUCAGCUUUCUUUAGAACUUCCGAAGAACCGUGACGACCGGGACCGAAUUGGCGUAGUAUCGUGUUCGGUAUGUUGACAGACGAAACAUGGAAGUACUAUA
Messenger RNA from Desarmillaria tabescens, 904 nucleotides. RefSeq lists its product as uncharacterized. NCBI's taxonomy places the organism in Eukaryota, Fungi, Basidiomycota, Agaricomycetes, Agaricales, Physalacriaceae. Bases 227 to 694 code for a protein of 155 amino acids. The record is from RefSeq and is a predicted model, not a curated record. The transcript has a single exon.